AACCACGGGCCCGCGUCCGGUUACCAUUCCAUAUAUAUCAUUGAUAUAGCUGUAAUGAAACUUAAAUAACCCGAUGUCAUAAUAUCAUGAUUGGAUCGGAUUCGAAAUUUACUGAAACACGAACAUCAAAUCGACAGACCAGCAAUAGAAAACAACGAUCGAAUUAUACCUAUCAAAACCAAAUACAGAAUCAGAACGGUGGUGACAGUAUGGCAGGCUCCACAAGUAUUGAGAGUAAUGCAUUUUCUUUACCGAUGUACCACGACAAGCAAAGAGGAGAUUUAAUGGCACGAAGUUUAACUCCCUUCGAUGGAAAUGACGGACAAUCAAUGAAGGAAGAAAGUUGCUUGAAAAAUUAUAUACAUGAACAAAAUGAUGAUAAUAUUGAAGGGAAUACCUCUAGUCUCGGCAACCUAUGCGAUGUUAGUUCCGCGGUUGCUGUAGCGAGAGCUGCCGCGACUCUGAUUCAGUCACGCGCUGAUGGUUCCAGCACCAGUUCUGCAACGGGAAGAACUUCUACUCCACUUUGUAGCACAUUAUCAUCGGCAUCAACUGCAUCCACAUGCUCAUCGUUAUUGGGAGGUGAUGACUCUUCCUCUGACAGAGAAUCCAAUUCCGGAGGUGACGUGGACGACAUGUCUAAAGAUAUAAAAGACGCGGUCAGUCAAGUGCUGAAAGGAUAUGAUUGGACUUUAGUGCCGAUGCCUGUACGUGGGGGCGGAUCGCAAAAAUCGAAGCCACACGUCAAAAGACCAAUGAAUGCUUUUAUGGUGUGGGCACAGGCGGCACGAAGAAAACUAGCCGACCAGUAUCCACAUCUGCAUAAUGCUGAAUUGAGCAAGACAUUGGGAAAACUUUGGAGAUUGUUGAGUGAUGCAGAAAAGAAACCAUUUGUCGACGAAGCUGAAAGACUUCGUAUUAAACAUAAGAAAGAUCACCCAGAUUACAAAUACCAACCUCGCAGAAGGAAAAGCAGUAAAAAUAUUUCGGGAGAAACCAAUCCAAGCCAGAUGAUUGGACCAGGCCAACAGCAACAAGUACCAUGCAAAAAGCAAAUAAUGCCGCAAAUUAAUUUGAAAAAGCAACAAGCUGCGCUGGUGGCGCAUCCAAUUACCCAGCAUCGAUCACCCACAAAUGGUGAAGUUUAUGGUCAACUUUCACCCACAUCUUCCUCAUUGCAUGGGCCAACAACAAGUCCCUACUACCCAAUGUCAAAUGAUUCGUCUCAUUUUGUUAAUUCCUCAAUGGGACAAUCUAGCGUCACGGCAGCUAGCAACCCAAUGAAUAUGGACUAUAUUAACUCCUCUCUACACGAGAAUCAGUCAUCUUCAAUUGCUUGUGCUUCGGCAUAUGGCGAAAUACAUUCCAAAAUGCAAAUUCCAGAACAUGAAAACAGCGGACUAAAAGACGAGUCAAUGUGCGACACUCAUAAAAAUAAUCACAUCGAUGCUAAAUCAAUGAGUCGUCCGCAGCACCUGAACGUUUUAGGCAAACUGCCCCACCCAUAUUCUCAUGCAAUGCAUCAAGAUUAUACUUCUGCGACAGCCCAGGACACCUUGAUGGCCGGAAAUGAUUCGUGUUAUGAGGACUAUGGAAAGUAUUCAAAUGCUAACUCGGCGCAAAUGACAUCUCGGUAUCAAGGAUACCCUGGAUCUGCAGGAUUGGAUUAUUCGAAACAAAAUCAAGGGUCAAUAUACUACGAAAACAGUGAAGCAAUGAUGUCCCCGGUCGACUAUUCCGCUCGUGCUCAACACGGACAGUGCGAGGGUACAAUGCACGAUUCACAAUCACCCCAUCAACCAUUCAUGCCUUUGAGAAGAGUAUCAUCCUCGUCGUCAACCAAUUCUGGUUGGAUACAGGGUAGCUCAUCCUCACCGCUUACUAGAGUCGACUCUGGGACAUUAGACGGAGUGGUUCCACAGAUAGGACAACAUUCCACCUCUCCACAACAACAUCAAACGAUGACGCAGUACCCGCAAAAUGAAUCAAGUUGUGGAAUGGAGCCAUCUCCUACGGUUCCCACGUCAACUUUUUCGAUGCACGGCGGUCAGGUUUCGUCGCCACAAAAAAUGUCACAAAGGUCUCCAAAAAGUAUUCCCUCGCCGGUAACACAAUACGAAGCGUCGCAAAAUUCGAACAUGUUACCUACUGUGCCAGUUAAAACAGAGCAAAUGUCCCCAACGGGCCAUCAAAUCCCAAAGCACGCAAAUCCUGCAUUUACCUCCAACUAUACUGGAACAGUUCCAAGCGGCAAAUCCUCUGAUACCAGUCAAUGUGAUGUCAAUGUUUCGAUGUGUAACACGGCGGCACAACGACAGUACGAAGGUUUUUAUGGUGGUGAAAUUUCUAACAACAUAUCGAAUGUAAAGCAGGAUGCUGGAUACAAAACAGUCUCAACACAUCAAGGAGAUUUACAAGGAAAAAUUCAACGCGGACAUUUUUCAGCAUCAAUUGCUCCAAAUUUAUUUUCUUCCCAGUAUUGUGAGGUCGGGCAUUCACAAGACGUUCAAGACAUGGCCGCCGCUAACAGUCCAAUAAAUAUGGCAACUUCGAAUUUUUCAAACUGUGCCAAUGCCAACCAAAAUCACUUCGAUUAUCGAAAUACAAAUGUCCAAACUACCCAAGCCAAUGGCACGUCGCAUAUGCAUCAUUUUCGACAUCAUCCUUAUUAUGCUAAUUCAUAUCUACAACACGAAAAUCAACACCAGUAUCACCAAGUUCCGUCUUCGAUAUACACCCAUCAGCAGGGUUCUUGGCCAACUAUCUAAAGCAUUCUUAUUCUAUAGUAUAAUUAUAAAAUCACACGCCUAAGAUUUCAACUUGAAAAAGCGACACUAUAGUUCAAUUACUGUGAAAUACCAAUUGUAUGUACAUAUUUCCACAAAGCAUUUUUUGUGAGUGCUGCAAAGUUCCAAAUUGUGAAAUGGUUUCAGACUUAUCAGAAUUAUGAAUAUUUAUUUCCGUUCACCAAUAUUUAGUAUUGAACGUUAUAUACCGUCUUUAUGAAGACAUAAUGAUUCUCAUUUUCCUUUAAAAUUCGUAUUAUUUUUUAAAAUUCUUGCUUUGUGUAUUAACGCUAAAUUAUAUUCGUAAUUAUUUGUAUUGUAAUAUACAUGCAUUUCUAUUUUAGAGAAUAAAUUUUUGGCUUCCAUAAAAUAAUUUAUAUUUGAU
Messenger RNA from Styela clava, 3171 nucleotides. RefSeq lists its product as uncharacterized. Gene Ontology annotation, molecular function: RNA polymerase II cis-regulatory region sequence-specific DNA binding; DNA-binding transcription factor activity, RNA polymerase II-specific. NCBI's taxonomy places the organism in Eukaryota, Metazoa, Chordata, Ascidiacea, Stolidobranchia, Styelidae. The record is from RefSeq and is a predicted model, not a curated record. Gene Ontology annotation, biological process: regulation of transcription by RNA polymerase II. Gene Ontology annotation, cellular component: nucleus.